AUGGCGACCGUCCCAGUGCCUGAGAAUCACACCUUCUUCCAGCUAGAAGACAAGCGCUUCCUCGCACUACCAGAGUUGGAGGCGUGUCUCUCCCCCCUAUUGAACAAUGAGGCGCUGAAUGCCACGGAGAGACCGAGUCCAACCUGGCUCCAAGAUCAAAUCCAGACCUGGCUACGUAUAGACGAUGUAUUCAAACCAGAAUUCCUUACCGGCAUGAUUUUCGUGACAGAAAACAACAGUAGCCAGUCGGACCUGUCAGCUUCUAUCGGAAGCCUGCCCAAGGAAUGGAAGCCAGAUUGGUGGAUCACCUUUAAGCAGGAGACUAACAGCAAGCUACGCGCAGGCCCUCACAUGGUCUCGCAGGGGAAACUUUUCUCUGUCUACAGAGUGCAUGAUGACGUGAAUGGGGCAUUCAUGGUUGCCAUCCAGCCUCAGUCUACACCAGGGCCUUUCAAAAACCUCCAUGCGAGCGGGGACUUCUAUACAAGCCUCGGAGUAGCGGUGGGCUCCCGUAUUGCGGGAGCCCACGCAGUAGGCAAACCCCUUAGUGGGGUAAGAUUUGCCAUCAAGGACAUCUUCGAAGUUGAAGGCCUCCGGACAACAGCAGGGAAUCGAGCUUACUACAGCCUCUUCAAUCCGGCAACGAAAACAUGCCCGGCGAUUAAGCGACUGAUUGAUGCCGGGGCUGAGCUCCUUGGUACUCUCAAACUAGGCUCGCUGAUCGCCCGAGAGGAGCCUACAGAAUCUGUCGAUUAUCAUGCACCAUUCAACCCGCGAGCAGAUGGCUACCAAUCGGCCUGGAGUAGCAGCGGUGGAAGUGGCGCGGCUAUUGCUUCUUAUGAUUGGAUAGACUUCACCCUUGGUACCGACACAACGGGAAGUAGUCGCCGGCCCGCGAUGGCAAAUGGAGCUUUCCAGAUCCGCCUUACUCAUGAUUUGAUCCCCUUGGACAAUUCAGUACCUUCUUUCCCGAGAUUUGAUUCACUUGCCAUGUACGCCAGAAGUAUUCUCUCUUUGGAAAAAUGGGUCAGCGUUUGGCUUAACCAGACGAGUGCUACCUAUGAUGGUCUUCCGAUGUCAAUUGUCUACCCUGUAGAUUUUCUGCCAGUACAGAACGCCGCACAGAUGCAACUGAUUCAUUCAUUCAUUGAUGACAUGGAGGCCACAUUAGGCAUAAAAACAGAAAAGGUUUCUAUUGCUGAUACGUGGAAAACUUCUCCACCAAACGAGGCUAUUAACAUCUCGGUUCAGGAGUACCUAAAAGAUGUGAGCCCCAUCAUAGAUUUUACUCUGCUCCUCCGGAAGAGACUAUUUGCUGAUGAUGAGGUUUAG
Messenger RNA from Microsporum canis CBS 113480, 1332 nucleotides. RefSeq lists its product as hypothetical. Bases 1 to 1332 code for a protein of 443 amino acids. The transcript is spliced from 6 exons. The record is from RefSeq and is a predicted model, not a curated record. NCBI's taxonomy places the organism in Eukaryota, Fungi, Ascomycota, Eurotiomycetes, Onygenales, Arthrodermataceae.